AUGGCGUUACGUUCGAUCAAUAUGGAUACUUUGAACAGAGAAAAUACUGCAGGUGGUCUUCUUAAGCAAGAGACAAAGUCGGUAAAGACAGGAAGGCAGGCACUUGGAGAUAUUAAAAACAGAGUUGGAGCUGUAAAAAAUGUUUCUACCAGGGGAGCUGUCAAAAAACAAAAUUCCUUAAAGUUGAAAGAAGAGAAACCUACCAAAAAUCUCUUGAGAAGUAAAUCCACUGUUUCACUUGUAACUGUACCAGAGAAUGACAAGAGUGAGAAAGUUGAUUGUAUAUUGAUGGACAUUAGUACUUCAGAUGAUGAUAAUGCCUUUUCUUCUCACUUACUUCCUGAUAAUGUAAAGAAUAUUGAUGCUGAGGAUGUUGACAACCCUCAAUUAGUCAGUGACUAUGUUAAUGAUAUCUACAAUUACUUAAGGGACUUGGAGGCUCAGUACAGUAUCAAAGAGAAUCAUCUUGGAAAGCAGUCUCAAAUAAGUGGCAGAAUGCGCAGUAUUCUGGUUGAUUGGUUAGUCAGUGUCCACCAGAGAUUUCAUCUCUUACAGGAAACUCUUUACUUGACAAUAGCUAUCCUAGAUAGAUUUCUUCAAGAAAGCAAAGUAGAACGUUGUAAGCUUCAACUGGUUGGUGUCACCUGUAUGUUUAUUGCUUCAAAGUAUGAAGAAAUGUAUGCUCCAGAGAUUGGAGAUUUUGUUUACAUAACAGACAAUGCUUAUACAAAGAAAGACAUCUUAAAGAUGGAGUGUUUGAUCCUAAGAGUUCUUGAAUUCAAUCUAGGCCGACCACUACCUCUGCACUUCCUUAGGAGAGAUUCAAAAGCAGGGAAUGCUGAUGUCAUGAUGCACACCUUAGCAAAAUACCUGAUGGAGCUAACUCUCCCAGAGUACCACAUGGCUCAUAUCUCUCCUUCUCAACUAGCAGCAGCUUCUCUCUGUUUGGCUAUGAAAUUACUAGAUAAGGCUCCUUGGACAGAAACCUUGACCUAUUUCAGCAACUACAAUGAGUUGCAGCUAAAGUCUGUAAUGAAACAACUUUGUAUUCUGGUUUUGAAAGUUGAUAGUUCAAAAAUGCAGGCUGUUAGACUGAAGUACAGCAGCAACAAAUUAAUGAAGAUUAGCUUGAUCCCAGAACUAAAAUCUGUAUUAGUGAAGGAAAUGGCAGGAGCCUUUGAGAAGUCGUAGGCUUUAAGAAUGUAUAAACAAGUUUUAACAUUAAUGUUUUUAGUUUGUAUUUUAAAUGUUUGUUUCAUCUAAAAAAAAUGUAAAAUAGUGUUGCUGUAAUAGACAUAGCUUUUUAAUGUUUAUUUUUUAUCUGAACAUUUUAAUGUAAGGUACAUGGUGAUUGUGGACAAUGGCUAAAUUGACGAGCUAUUCAGAAAUGAAUGAUUGUAUUUGAUUUUUAGAUUAUGGACAAUAAAUGGAAAUAAAUUAUUCUUUCUUACUUUAAAGAUCUUAUGUAAACUAUAAUAUCUUCAUUUUGUAUAGUGAACAAAAGGAGUGAAGUCUACUUGAAUUUUAUUACUAGUAGUAAACCCAUGCUAAUAAUUGUAAGUACAAUUUCAAAUCUCGAAUGUCAUAAUAUUUAAAGCUUUAUUUUAAAACUAAGCUUUCAAAUUCAAGCCUAAGUAAACUACUGUAACUGCAAUAACUUCAUUCCAACAGAAAAUUAUAUAAUUGCCUGAAAGCACCAACUUGGUGAUCUAAUGAAGUUAAAAUAAGACUAGGUUUAGUCUUUAUGAAAGAAUAUUUAUUACAAGCUACAAAAAGUCCUAAAGCUUUGGAGCAUUUUUUUUUUUUCAAAAAAUGUAAAUCUAAACAUUUACCUGUUGGCCAAACAAUUAAAGUAUAAUUAAUGUUGCAGAACCCUUUCAACUUGUUGAUACCUAAUGCUGUUCCUGCUUAAACUUUAAACUGUGUAUAUUACAGUAAUUAUUUAACAUAUUAAAGGUAACUUGAACUAGAUUAUUAUAUUUUGAAUAUUUCAACUCUUUAUUUGCGAUCCUGUUAAAUUGCAGGAAGAGAAUUGGCUGUAUUCUGGAAUAUAAGUUUGUGUUGUAAUAAUUCUUGUUUAAUUUUUUCCUCUUAUAACCAAUGUCCUUAACUUGCUGGUACCUCUAUAGAAUGUUGCAACUCUUAUAUCCCUUGCUAAUGCAGAAAGCAGGUUUAAAGUAAAACAAAAUAUUAUACAUACUGUUGCAUCAUCAUUUUAACAGAUGUGGCAAAAUGUAUGAAAAUCAGAAACCCAUUAUUCCCCAGACAUUACUUAAAAUAUGUAAUCAUGGUUUCGAAUAUUAAUAAGAGUUUAAUGAGUAUUUUUAAUGAACAAGCAAAGUUUAGAACUUUGCUAAUAUAUAAGAUGAGAUUAAACCUUAUUUGAAAGAAUAACUAAAAUAUUUGUUUUACCAUUUUAUUUUCUA
Limulus polyphemus (Atlantic horseshoe crab) is the source of this 2426-nucleotide messenger RNA. Its product is annotated as G2/mitotic-specific cyclin-B-like. Gene Ontology annotation, molecular function: cyclin-dependent protein serine/threonine kinase regulator activity. Gene Ontology annotation, cellular component: cytoplasm; nucleus; cyclin-dependent protein kinase holoenzyme complex. Lineage: Eukaryota; Metazoa; Arthropoda; Merostomata; Xiphosura; Limulidae. Gene Ontology annotation, biological process: regulation of cyclin-dependent protein serine/threonine kinase activity; mitotic cell cycle phase transition. The record is from RefSeq and is a predicted model, not a curated record. The transcript is spliced from 8 exons. The coding region runs from base 1 to 1191 and encodes 396 amino acids.